Messenger RNA from Purpureocillium takamizusanense, 698 nucleotides. RefSeq lists its product as uncharacterized. The coding region runs from base 270 to 575 and encodes 101 amino acids. NCBI's taxonomy places the organism in Eukaryota, Fungi, Ascomycota, Sordariomycetes, Hypocreales, Ophiocordycipitaceae. The transcript is spliced from 2 exons. The record is from RefSeq and is a predicted model, not a curated record.
CGCUCCUCCGCCAUGGUAUCUGCCUGGUGUAAUUAACCACGCCAGCAUAGGCGCGGGCCCGGCAUGCCCGAUAGAGGACAUGGAAGAGACGGGAUUUAUUAUCCCUCUGGGCGGCUACUAUGUUUGCGACUUGCGCUCCCAGCUGGUCUGCUUUCUUAUUCCUUGCGCCGUGGCGGGUUGCACUCGGCUUCUCUAUAUUUGACGAUUAGAACGAACUCUGACACUGGACAGACGACUGGAAAGGAGCCAUAGCGGUCGAGCUGGUCAGGAUGUUUUAUUUGAUCCUGGAAUUCCAACGGGCCGGGCUCGAAUGGGAGGGGAUAGACGACACGACCAACUUUAUCGCCGACACCCUGCUCCACGAGUCGCACCCCUCGACCGAGGGAAUCACGUUCAAGGGCUGCGAAACCUGGUGGGUCGAGUUUGACUCCGUCGACGCCGCCAUGAACGCUUGGAAAUCGGUGGAUUUCAAGUAUAAACGCAGCCAUCGCAAUCCCGCGUGGCUUAUACGCGUCGCUAUCUAUAAUGCCAAGAGCGACAUGACCCAACAGAUUUGGCACUUUGCUCCCACUUAAGACGCAGGGGAGCUGUUAUCUGGGCAUAUGGCGGUCAAUCAAUUCGGCGACGAGACGAGUCUUUGCGCGACGUCUUUGCCUACAAAUGUCAGUCAUUCAAUGAUACCACUUGAUCCACAAAGG